AUCUAUUUUAUUUUCAUUAAUUUUUACUCGAAUUCAAUUAGUUUUUUUUUUUAACUAUUCCUAAUAUUUUAUGAAAUCAUGAUUUUUAUGAUGAAUAUUUUUCAAAGAUGUAAAACUAUAAUUAAUUAUCAAUCGCCCAUCAAUGAAAUGUGUAUGGGUAUACUACCCCAAAGUCAACAAAUCAGAAAUAAGUGGCCUGAUCACAGAAUGAUCAAAGAUGCACGUAAAAGAAAUACUAUCAAAGAUUAUGGUGUUUAUAAAUUGAGGUAUAAUGCUAUUCGUAAAAAUGAUAUAAUUCCUUCAGAAAUUCAAGAAAUAGCAGAUAAAGAAAUUUAUAAUUGCCCAAAAGAUGCUAGCAUAGUUAGAAUUGUUCAACGUUGCCAAGUGACUUCUCGUCCAAGAGGUAAUGUUAAACGAUGGCGUUUAAGUCGAAUUAUAUUUAGACAUCUAGCAGAUUAUAACAAAUUAGCUGGAGUUCAAAGAGCAAUGUGGUAGUUCUUAAUAGGUGUUAUCUGAAAAAUAUUGUGUAAAGAAUUCAUACAGUUGUUAAUUGUUUUAAUUAUCAAAAAUAAUAAACUAAAUAAUAUAAACAUUAA
Messenger RNA from Daktulosphaira vitifoliae (grape phylloxera), 596 nucleotides. RefSeq names its product 28S ribosomal protein S14, mitochondrial (gene mRpS14). Gene Ontology annotation, cellular component: mitochondrial small ribosomal subunit; ribosome. Lineage: Eukaryota; Metazoa; Arthropoda; Insecta; Hemiptera; Phylloxeridae. Gene Ontology annotation, biological process: translation. Gene Ontology annotation, molecular function: structural constituent of ribosome. The transcript is spliced from 4 exons. The coding region runs from base 79 to 495 and encodes 138 amino acids. The record is from RefSeq and is a predicted model, not a curated record.